Molecule: messenger RNA, 2142 nt
Organism: Scylla paramamosain (green mud crab)
Lineage: Eukaryota; Metazoa; Arthropoda; Malacostraca; Decapoda; Portunidae
Gene: Syx16
Product: syntaxin-16-like
Exons: 6
Coding region: 143-1072 (309 amino acids)
Biological process (GO): intracellular protein transport; vesicle fusion; vesicle-mediated transport
Cellular component (GO): membrane; endomembrane system; SNARE complex
Molecular function (GO): SNAP receptor activity; SNARE binding
Source: RefSeq, a predicted model, not a curated record
CCGCUAACAGGUGGUGGUGGUGGUGGUGUCUGUUGACGUCCGUGGUUCAGCCCAGCAGUUAUGUGUUGACAACUCUAAGACUGACAGGACAGCCUGCCGACACACACGCCUUCACUGCCCCUCGCCCUUUCACACCUCCACCAUGGCCUCCAAGAACCUGACUCACAUCUUCAUGAUCAUGAGGGACAAGGCCAUCCAACGCAGGAAUAUGUAUAAACAGGUGGAGAGUUACUCAGACCAGGAUUCGUUGGUGCAAUGCAAGGAGAUGGAGAAUGGGCUAGGGGGCCUGGGGGACAGCCACCUGCCAGACUGGACAGGUAUGGUGGAGGAGGUGCAGUACAACGUCCUCACCCUCAAGGAGAAGAUUAAGCGCUUGGCAGCCUUGCAGAGCAACUUGGUGCGGCGGCCGUCCCUGGAUGACAACACAGAGGAGGAGCGGCAGCUGACAGUGCACCACAAUGAAAUCCGCCGGACCCUGGAGAGGUGUCAGAUGCUUAUGAUCCAGAUCAAACACAGUGGGUGUCGUGGACGUGAGGGAACGCUCAACAAAAAUGUGGUUCGCUCAUUAGGGUUUGCUUUGCAAGAAGUGAAAAAUGAGUUCAUGACGGCAUGUUCAGCAUUCACUGCCUCAAUGAAUAAUUUCAAGAAAAGCAGUUCGUUUGUUCAUGAGGGAGGAGGCGAAUAUGACAGCGAUUAUGGAACAUUUGAUGCAAGUGGUUCUGGGGUUUCGAGUCAGAAUCAGGCAUGGACACAGGAGCAGAUGCUGUUCCUAGCUGACAACACUAUGAUGGUGCAGGAGAAUGACCGGGCAGUACAGCAGAUCCUGCAGUCUACUCUACAGCUCAACCAGCUGUUCAAGGAUGUGGCACAACUAGUGUCAGAACAGGGCACUGUGUUGGAUCGGAUAGACUUCAAUGUGGAACAUGCAGCUGUAAAAGUAGAAGAGGGAGCCCGGCAGUUGAAGAAGGCAGACCGCUACCACCAAAAGAACCGGAACAUGAAGUGCAUCCUUGGCCUGUCAGGCACCAUCAUCAUCCUGAUAUUUAUCCUUGUGCUUGUCAAAAGUAAUUAGCAGAGAACAAUAUGUGAUAAGGUGUACAUAGAUAUAUUAUUUAUUUUAUAUAUCCAGCUGUACAUAGUCUAUUUAUUCUAUUGUGCUUAUUAUAAAUACUACUAAUUACUUGUAGAUCAUAGAGAAGAGCUUACUUUGCUAUAAGUUGCCUCAAAUUUUACAUAUGCAUUUUGUACUCUAGAGCAAACUGUCCUAUGGACAAUUUUCUAAUUCACAGAGGUUAGUUAGACAUGCAGUAUUUAAAGUCAGGUAUGGCAAGGAUCACACAGGCAGAGAUGUAUGUUUAUAUGGAUUGCCAGGAACACUGGUUUGUGGUCUUGUGGCUCAUUUUUCUGAAUUGUCUAUGUCCUCUUGUAUCCUGUGUCUUGCGGUCUUUGCCACACCUGCACUCCCUGUAGUGCAGUGACAUGUGGUAAUCUCCUGGUUACAUAGAGCCUUGCCUAAAAUGUGAAUAUAACUGUCAUUGGCAAAUAAACAGACAAAAAGCAAAAUGUCAGGGAGAGGAACAAGAUAUUAAGCUAGUAAUUUGACAGACAGUAAAAGAUAGUGGCAACCAGACUGACCAUUGUGUUCAGGGGGCAUCAUUCAUCUCAGGUAUAUAGAAUCUCCUCACUUGACCUCUGGGGAUACCUUUGGACCUGAUGGAGGAAAGACUAGGCAUUUGAGAUAUUAGUCACAUGAUGUAAAUCACAUGACAGAAGUACCUGGUGCCCUUGUACAUGAAUAGGUGGCUAAAUGGUGUGGCCACUUGGUGCUAUAGCAGUGAGGAAAGCUACAUGGAAGAGUGCUAUGUAGUAUGAGACAAAAUAUCCAUGUGAUUGGUGAAAUGACCCUGUGGGAUGGGAUCAUGUGGCUGUGGCAGUGGGUAGAAUGCAUGAGCAGUGACUGGAAAUACAAAGACUCAAAAAAAAUUACCUUAGGAACUGAUGACUGGUAUAAUCUCAAGAUCCAAGGCACUUUAUUUCAUACCUUGUGUCAAGGGUCAAACCCUGGCCAGAGCAUCUCUCAUGGGGCUUCUAUGAUACUGCAAUGUGACGAAAAGUAAAAAAAAAGUUGCUUCAGGAACUUCC